GCAGCGGUGAAUGAUGACAGGAGCCCGUCAUUGGAAUUUUAUGAAAAAUGUAGCAAUAUUGGCGCUUCUGUCCUCCUUAAAUUGUGGUGGUCCGGCGCAUUCUUUUGAUGCAAAACAGCCAAGACCUCCCGCAAAUCGGCCCGGUCGGGCGUUGGCAAUCGGCAACAGUUCACCAAGAGCGCACGGACCACGUCCACGUCAACAUGCGCCGUACAGAUUUGUACCGCCACGUAUCGCGCGUUUACAAAGACAACGUGCUCCAAACCCGCAUAACCCUAGGCAAGUCUUGCCUACACCUGCAGAGAUUCACAACGAGCGCGGAGCGAGAGGAAUAUUGCCCGCGCCUCCUGUACUACGUCGAGGACAUCCUUUUGUAAAGCCCACACCUCAUCGUUCAUAUGACGAGUAUGAUCAUGACUAUGAAGAAGGAUGGCUCCGCAUACAUAACAAGUUUUAUCUAGGACGGUUGGAGGAACCGCCUGAGCCUAAGCUUCCCAAACCCCCUAAAUACUCUCAGGCACGUCACCCACGUUUACAGAAAGCUCUUGUGACUGAGCCACUGCCUCCGGCGCCAGCUGUCCUUGCUCCAGCAUACGGAACCGAUUAAAAUCAUUAAAAUGCAGUCACUGCGAAAAUAAAGACACGGAACAUUGACAACAUGGAAUACAACUGCGGAAUUCGCAUAAAUAUGGCUAAGGGCUGGCCUUCGAAUUAAAAAAAAAUCGCAUAAUUCAUGUUGCCACGAAGACAUCAAUAAGCAGGCGUAUCAGAUUUAUGUAGCUGCAAAGCAUGGGAAAUCCAAAAGAGGUGACGGCAUCUACAUUCAUGAACAGAAAUGGCAUUGAAAAAAUAUUCUUAAAACACUUUACGUAUUAACCUAAAUAAAUGA
Molecule: messenger RNA, 889 nt
Organism: Rhipicephalus sanguineus (brown dog tick)
Lineage: Eukaryota; Metazoa; Arthropoda; Arachnida; Ixodida; Ixodidae
Exons: 7
Coding region: 11-607 (198 amino acids)
Source: RefSeq, a predicted model, not a curated record